Mesorhabditis spiculigera is the source of this 1758-nucleotide messenger RNA. The record is from the annotation of a GenBank genome assembly. NCBI's taxonomy places the organism in Eukaryota, Metazoa, Nematoda, Chromadorea, Rhabditida, Rhabditidae.
AUGAUGAACCAAUAUUUAAAUCAUCCACAACCUACAAAUAAUCAAGGAUCUCCACAUUUUCACCCUCCAGCCCCACAGCCGGAAUUCAUUUUUUCGGACAGCAAGCAAUUCGGCCGACCUCAAGGACCUACCGGCCAAGUGAAUGUGCAACCACGAGGAACCUGGUCGAAACGCCCUCCGCCAGACAAUCCAACGCAGAAACAUCGCCGAAGCAUUUUUAUCCAUUUGGCCCUGAAUAAACGUGACUCGAUCGAGGCUGUACAGAAUUAUCAGAGAAAAUACGGCCCAACACUGCGUCAUUUCUUGCAUAAGAAUGUUCGCCGAGACACGAUUCUGGCAUUACAUCCAAAGAGGAAAAGACAACGCCCAACACCAAGCCCAUUGCCGGAUCCGGUUGUACAAGUUGACGCGGCACUUUUGAACAAAGAUGGCUUUAAGAAUACUCCCCCAGAAGAAGAUUUUAGUCUAGAAAAAGCUAUGGAAGAUGAAAUCGACAAGGCUUUGCCCAAGGUUUUGCAAAAUGUGGAUACUCGUCGUUUGUCUAAUAGCAAUGAUGAAGCACUGCGAAAGGAAUUAGAAGACGCAUUAAUUGAUGAGAUCAGCAAGCAUCUGAACGAGGGAAUCGAUGAAACCGGCCCCAGCGGCGUCCCAGAAAGUGAACUUGUCAAGGCCAUUGCCGAGGGGCUGAAUGAAUUGGGCGAACCGGGCACCAACUUGCUGCCAAUAGCAAACAAGGGAAACCACCAACCCACCGCCGGGGGUGAUAUUUCCGGUCCAGAAACUGGAAAUAAUGUGGAUGGCACGACUCCGAGGCCGUCUUUCCCGACUAGGGCAAGGCCGCAAACCCCAGACUAUUGGGCUACCACAAAGAAGCCGGUGUAUGAACCACCGAACUUGAGCGGUUAUAAUUACGGAGCAUCCGGCAAUCCUCAAGAAGCGUCAAACAACGAAAUUCGAGUACCAGGAGCAAAUACGCAAGAAGAACUGAAUUAUGAUGGAUUGGGAAAACUUGCUAGCUCGACCUUUGAGCAUCAGGCUUCUGGAUCAAACCCUAAUGAUCAAAUUGAUCUAGAAUGCACUUCAACUGGCUUCAGGUUAACUCUGCAUGUGGCGCCGGAUUUUGAGGGUACCGCAUUUGUCAAAGGAUUCCCGCAAAAAGUCGGAUGCCGUCGGGAUAUUCUCGCUGUUGAAAGCCGCCCAAUCAUUUUUGAGGAGACCGGCAAAAAUUCAUCGAUUAUUCUGAACCUCCAGCAUGACCUUUCAAUUAUUACAGAAAAUGAUCGAGCCUAUUUCCUGGAGUGCUAUAUGCCAAAGAAACUGUCAAAUACUCAGAAAAUCUACACCAAUCUUUCGGUCUAUCCCAGUGAAAUUCCGAUCGGCAAGGCAAUCCAUUUAACCGCAGUACCACCGGUUUGUACGUAUGCUAUUCGAAAGGAAGCACCACAUGGACCCGGAAUCACCGAGGCAUUGCUAGGGGAAAAGAUCUACCACACUUGGACAUGCGAAGGAAUGGCUGAUACUUCCUCGUAUUAUGGAAUGCAUGUACAUGAUUGCUAUGCAAAAUCAGAUCACGCCCAUAAAUACCCAAUCUUCAAUGCCAAAGGAUGUUCCACGGAUGUUAAUGUCGUGUCAGACCCUGUCUAUGAAGACGGGAAACUAUUUGCGUAUGCGGAAAGCAAGAUCUUUGGUGUCCUUCUAACGGCAUUUGUCGUAAGGUUAGUUGGACGGAACUACGUUGAGACCGAGAGCAUCAGGAAC